GAGAGUCAUGAACACCUUGCUCGAGCGGCUCCUGAAGAAGAGCAGCAUUGGCCCCCAACUGCUGCGCUGUGAAACCACAGCCUUCAGGCCAGGGAGGCAAGGGGCCGGGACGGGGGUGGACGCCGUCUGCACCUACAGGAAGGAGCCCUCUGGCCUGCCCUUGGACAGGGUGGGCCUGUACCACGAAGUCAGCAACAAGACCAAGGGCAUCACUCAGCUGGGCCCCUACAGCCUGGACAGGGACAGCCUCUAUGUCAAUGGUUACAAUGAGCAGCGAGUCCUGACCACUCCCAGCCCCCCAACAACGACAGCUGCAGCCCUCGAGCGUUUCACCAUCAACUUCACCACCACCAAUCUCCCCUACAACUCUGACCUGGACAAUCCUGACUCAGCUAAGUUCAGCAGCACACAGAGAGUCAUGAACACCUUGCUCGAGCGGCUCCUGAAGAAGAGCAGCAUUGGCCCCCAACUGCUGCGCUGUGAAACCACAGCCUUCAGGCCAGGGAGGCAAGGGGCCGGGACGGGGGUGGACGCCGUCUGCACCUACAGGAAGGAGCCCUCUGGCCUGCCCUUGGACAGGGUGGGCCUGUACCACGAAGUCAGCAACAAGACCAAGGGCAUCACUCAGCUGGGCCCCUACAGCCUGGACAGGGACAGCCUCUAUGUCAAUGGUUACAAUGAGCAGCCAGUAUUGACCACUCCCAGCCCCCCAACAACGACAGCUGCAGCCCUCGAGCGUUUCACCAUCAACUUCACCACCACCAAUCUCCCCUACAACUCUGACCUGGACAAUCCUGACUCAGCUAAGUUCAGCAGCACACAGAGAGUCAUGAACACCUUGCUCGAGCGGCUCCUGAAGAAGAGCAGCAUUGGCCCCCAACUGCUGCGCUGUGAAACCACAGCCUUCAGGCCAGGGAGGCAAGGGGCUGGGACGGGGGUGGACGCCGUCUGCACCUACAGGAAGGAGCCCUCUGGCCUGCCCUUGGACAGGGUGGGCCUGUACCACGAAGUCAGCAACAAGACCAAGGGCAUCACUCAGCUGGGCCCCUACAGCCUGGACAGGGACAGCCUCUAUGUCAAUGGUUACAAUGAGCAGCGAGUCCUGACCACUCCCAGCCCCCCAACAACGACAGCUGCAGCCCUCGAGCGUUUCACCAUCAACUUCACCACCACCAAUCUCCCCUACAACUCUGACCUGGACAAUCCUGACUCAGCUAAGUUCAGCAGCACACAGAGAGUCAUGAACACCUUGCUUGAGCGGCUCCUGAAGAAGAGCAGCAUUGGCCCCCAACUGCUGCGCUGUGAAACCACAGCCUUCAGGCCAGGGAGGCAAGGGGCCGGGACGGGGGUGGACGCCGUCUGCACCUACAGGAAGGAGCCCUCUGGCCUGCCCUUGGACAGGGUGGGCCUGUACCACGAAGUCAGCAACAAGACCAAGGGCAUCACUCAGCUGGGCCCCUACAGCCUGGACAGGGACAGCCUCUAUGUCAAUGGUUACAAUGAGCAGCCAGUAUUGACCACUCCCAGCCCCCCAACAACGACAGCUGCAGCCCUCGAGCGUUUCACCAUCAACUUCACCACCACCAAUCUCCCCUACAACUCUGACCUGGACAAUCCUGACUCAGCUAAGUUCAGCAGCACACAGAGAGUCAUGAAUACCUUGCUCGAGCGGCUCCUGAAGAAGAGCAGCAUUGGCCCCCAACUGCUGCGCUGUGAAACCACAGCCUUCAGGCCAGGGAGGCAAGGGGCCGGGACGGGGGUGGACGCCGUCUGCACCUACAGGAAGGAGCCCUCUGGCCUGCCCUUGGACAGGGUGGGCCUGUACCACGAAGUCAGCAACAAGACCAAGGGCAUCACUCAGCUGGGCCCCUACAGCCUGGACAGGGACAGCCUCUAUGUCAAUGGUUACAAUGAGCAGCGAGUCCUGACCACUCCCAGCCCCCCAGCAACGACAGCUGCAGCCCUCGAGCGUUUCACCAUCAACUUCACCACCACCAAUCUCCCCUACAACUCUGACCUGGACAAUCCUGACUCAGCUAAGUUCAGCAGCACACAGAGAGUCAUGAACACCUUGCUUGAGCGGCUCCUGAAGAAGAGCAGCAUUGGCCCCCAACUGCUGCGCUGUGAAACCACAGCCUUCAGGCCAGGGAGGCAAGGGGCCGGGACGGGGGUGGACGCCGUCUGCACCUACAGGAAGGAGCCCUCUGGCCUGCCCUUGGACAGGGUGGGCCUGUACCACGAAGUCAGCAACAAGACCAAGGGCAUCACUCAGCUGGGCCCCUACAGCCUGGACAGGGACAGCCUCUAUGUCAAUGGUUACAAUGAGCAGCCAGUAUUGACCACUCCCAGCCCCCCAACAACGACAGCUGCAGCCCUCGAGCGUUUCACCAUCAACUUCACCACCACCAAUCUCCCCUACAACUCUGACCUGGACAAUCCUGACUCAGCUAAGUUCAGCAGCACACAGAGGGUCAUGAACACCUUGCUCGAGCGGCUCCUGAAGAAGAGCAGCAUUGGCCCCCAACUGCUGCGCUGUGAAACCACAGCCUUCAGGCCAGGGAGGCAAGGGGCCGGGACGGGGGUGGACGCCGUCUGCACCUACAGGAAGGAGCCCUCUGGCCUGCCCUUGGACAGGGUGGGCCUGUACCACGAAGUCAGCAACAAGACCAAGGGCAUCACUCAGCUGGGCCCCUACAGCCUGGACAGGGACAGCCUCUAUGUCAAUGGUUACAAUGAGCAGCGAGUCCUGACCACUCCCAGCCCCCCAGCAACGACAGCUGCAGACCUCGAGCGUUUCACCAUCAACUUCACCACCACCAAUCUCCCCUACAACUCUGACCUGGACAAUCCUGACUCAGCUAAGUUCAGCAGCACACAGAGAGUCAUGAACACCUUGCUCGAGCGGCUCCUGAAGAAGAGCAGCAUUGGCCCCCAACUGCUGCGCUGUGAAACCACAGCCUUCAGGCCAGGGAGGCAAGGGGCCGGGACGGGGGUGGACGCCGUCUGCACCUACAGGAAGGAGCCCUCUGGCCUGCCCUUGGACAGGGUGGGCCUGUACCACGAAGUCAGCAACAAGACCAAGGGCAUCACUCAGCUGGGCCCCUACAGCCUGGACAGGGACAGCCUCUAUGUCAAUGGUUACAAUGAGCAGCCAGUAUUGACCACUCCCAGCCCCCCAGCAACGACAGCUGCAGCCCUCGAGCGUUUCACCAUCAACUUCACCACCACCAAUCUCCCCUACAACUCUGACCUGGACAAUCCUGACUCAGCUAAGUUCAGCAGCACACAGAGAGUCAUGAACACCUUGCUCGAGCGGCUCCUGAAGAAGAGCAGCAUUGGCCCCCAACUGCUGCGCUGUGAAACCACAGCCUUCAGGCCAGGGAGGCAAGGGGCCGGGACGGGGGUGGACGCCGUCUGCACCUACAGGAAGGAGCCCUCUGGCCUGCCCUUGGACAGGGUGGGCCUGUACCACGAAGUCAGCAACAAGACCAAGGGCAUCACUCAGCUGGGCCCCUACAGCCUGGACAGGGACAGCCUCUAUGUCAAUGGUUACAAUGAGCAGCGAGUCCUGACCACUCCCAGCCCCCCAACAACGACAGCUGCAGCCCUCGAGCGUUUCACCAUCAACUUCACCACCACCAAUCUCCCCUACAACUCUGACCUGGACAAUCCUGACUCAGCUAAGUUCAGCAGCACACAGAGAGUCAUGAACACCUUGCUUGAGCGGCUCCUGAAGAAGAGCAGCAUUGGCCCCCAACUGCUGCGCUGUGAAACCACAGCCUUCAGGCCAGGGAGGCAAGGGGCCGGGACGGGGGUGGACGCCGUCUGCACCUACAGGAAGGAGCCCUCUGGCCUGCCCUUGGACAGGGUGGGCCUGUACCACGAAGUCAGCAACAAGACCAAGGGCAUCACUCAGCUGGGCCCCUACAGCCUGGACAGGGACAGCCUCUAUGUCAAUGGUUACAAUGAGCAGCGAGUCCUGACCACUCCCAGCCCCCCAACAACGACAGCUGCAGCCCUCGAGCGUUUCACCAUCAACUUCACCACCACCAAUCUCCCCUACAACUCUGACCUGGACAAUCCUGACUCAGCUAAGUUCAGCAGCACACAGAGAGUCAUGAACACCUUGCUCGAGCGGCUCCUGAAGAAGAGCAGCAUUGGCCCCCAACUGCUGCGCUGUGAAACCACAGCCUUCAGGCCAGGGAGGCAAGGGGCCGGGACGGGGGUGGACGCCGUCUGCACCUACAGGAAGGAGCCCUCUGGCCUGCCCUUGGACAGGGUGGGCCUGUACCACGAAGUCAGCAACAAGACCAAGGGCAUCACUCAGCUGGGCCCCUACAGCCUGGACAGGGACAGCCUCUAUGUCAAUGGUUACAAUGAGCAGCGAGUCCUGACCACUCCCAGCCCCCCAACAACGACAGCUGCAGCCCUCGAGCGUUUCACCAUCAACUUCACCACCACCAAUCUCCCCUACAACUCUGACCUGGACAAUCCUGACUCAGCUAAGUUCAGCAGCACACAGAGAGUCAUGAACACCUUGCUCGAGCGGCUCCUGAAGAAGAGCAGCAUUGGCCCCCAACUGCUGCGCUGUGAAACCACAGCCUUCAGGCCAGGGAGGCAAGGGGCCGGGACGGGGGUGGACGCCGUCUGCACCUACAGGAAGGAGCCCUCUGGCCUGCCCUUGGACAGGGUGGGCCUGUACCACGAAGUCAGCAACAAGACCAAGGGCAUCACUCAGCUGGGCCCCUACAGCCUGGACAGGGACAGCCUCUAUGUCAAUGGUUACAACGAACCACUUCACAGGCCAGCUCUGAGAACAACUGCUGCCCCCAGGCCAACAGGCAGGAAUUUCACUCUGAAUUUCACCUUGACCAACCUGCGCUACACAGCAGACCUGAAGGACCCAAGGUCCCGCAGAUUCAUCUCCACAGUCAAAGUCAUCAACCAUUAUAUUGACCUCCUCCUCAAAAGCAGCAGCAUAGGCUCUGUCUACACAGGAUGCAAACUGAUGAGAUUCAGGUCUGGCAGGCCCAGGGAUGACACAGGCAUAGACACUGUCUGCAGCUACCAAGCCAAUGCCAGCCUUGCCAAGUUUAACAGAGAAAAGCUUUACCAUGAGCUGAGCACCAUGACAGAGGGUGUCACCAAACUAGGGCACUACACCCUGGACAAGAACAGCCUCUAUGUUGAUGGUUUCCCCCUGACAGAAGCAGCUGUGAUCAGGAAGCCUGCCAGGAGUGAGGCUCCAGCCAAGCAGGGCUACAGGCUGAGCUUCAGAAUAGUCAAUGAAAAUCUGACCAACCCAGACUCUCAGUCUCCAGAGUACAAAGCAGCAGUGGAAAGCAUCAGCCACAAGUCAGAGCCCAGCAUCAACAGGGCUGAGGUUGAAAGGGCUUUCCAGGAUGGGGCUUCCAACACAACUGGCCUGUGGCUGGGAAGCAGCUACCAGCUGCAAGGAUUCUCAGUGGCUGGCUUGGAACUAGCAAUUGAGGCAGUAACUCACAAACCCCCCCUCAAGUCUGGGAGAGAGAACUUCAGAUUACACUUCAGAAUCUCCAACCUGCCCUACUCCCCAGAGCUGCAGGACCCCAGCUCCCAGAGAUACCAAAUGAACAAAGAGAACAUUGAGAAAGAGCUGGAAGUAUUCAGGACCAGCAGCCUGAAGGACUACUUUGUUGGCUGUACUGUUGAGAGCUUUGGGCCUGUCCGUGGGAAGCCUCACACAGACGUGGUCUCCAUCUGCAAAUUCCUUGUGGACUCCUCGAGGACCUUGCAGAAGCAGGAGGUGUAUGAGGAGCUGACACGCCUGACACAGGGCUUCACCAAGCUGGGCUCCAGCUAUGAGCUGGAAGAGCAGAGUUUGGUGGUUGAAGGUUACUCUCCAAUCAAGACAGAAGAACACCAGUCUGGAAGAUUUGGUGAGUGA
This is a messenger RNA of Dryobates pubescens (Downy woodpecker), 5926 nucleotides long. RefSeq names its product mucin 16, cell surface associated (gene MUC16). NCBI's taxonomy places the organism in Eukaryota, Metazoa, Chordata, Aves, Piciformes, Picidae. The transcript has 57 exons. The record is from RefSeq and is a predicted model, not a curated record. Bases 8 to 5926 code for a protein of 1972 amino acids.